UUCCUAGGAAGCCCUAGCUUAAAGGAAGCCUCCCCACAUUUCUCUUCUCUCGCCCUCGCCUGUGAUUCUCAAGCGAAGCCUUCAUUCCGAUUCUUGUCCUCUGCGUUUCCGAGAUAAAGGAUCUGCAUUUCGGAACGGUUGCCUGUGGUUUUUGUCAUUCUCGUGGUUCUUGUUCUCUGUGUUUUUCCGGGGAAAAGGAGCCGCCUUUCGAUUUUGGGACAAAGAUGCAUGCUCCAUCCAAGAAGAGAAAUGUAGUGGAGAAUGGGGAUGAAGGGAUUGAUGUUGUCCUUGUGAGGUCGAUCAUAAAUGGGGAGCAUGAGAAUGUGGGCCCCAUUGUUAGGUAUGCAUUUGAGAGAGGGAAGCCUGAGGCCCUCUUGCACCAACUCGUGAAUCUGGUUGGUAAGAAGGAAGUGGAGAUAGAAGAGCUGUGCAGACUUCACUAUGAGGAAUUCAUUCUUGCGGUUGAUGAGUUACGGGAUGUGUUGGUCGACGCUGAUGAACUCAAGAGCUCGCUGUCAAACCAGAAUUUCCAGCUACAAGAGGUGGCAAGUACACUUUUACCAAAGUUUGAUGAGCUCCUUGAGCUUUACUCGAUCAAGAAAAAUGUCACAAAGGCCAUAGAAACAUUGGAGGUCUGUUUGCAACUCUCAAAACUAUGCCUGACAUGCAACAUGCAUGUCUCAAACAACCGGUUCUACCCUGCAGUGAGGAUCUUGGACUUGAUCGAGAAGGAUUACAUACAAAAAACUCCAUUUCAGGCCCUCAGGAAGGCAAUCGAGAAGCAGAUACCUGUAAUUAAGCUGCACAUUGAAAAGAAAGUGUGUAGUGAGUUCGAUGAUUGGUUAGUUCACAUAAGGAGCAUGGCUGUGGAGAUUGGGCAGUUGGCUAUCGGACAUGCUUCGUCAGCCCGACAAAGGGAAGACGAAAAGCGUGCUCGCCGGGAGGAAGCUGAAAAGCAGAGUCGGUUUGGUGUUGGUGAUCCUGUGUACACAUUGGAUGUUGAGCAUGUUGAUGAAGAUUCGGUGCUAGAGUUUGAUCUGGCCCCAGUAUAUCGGGCACACCAUAUACACAGCUGCCUCAGUCUUGAGGAUAAAUUUCGCAAGAACUAUUACAAGAAUCGGUUAAUGCAGCUGAAUUUGGACUUGCAGAUGCCGCCAGUUCAAUCCUUUCUUGAAUCUCACAGACCUUUCUUUGCACAAAUUGCUGGGUUUUUCAUUGUGGAAAACCGAGUUUUACAAACUGCUGGGGGAUUGGUGUCAGAGAGCCAGGUGGAGACCUUAUGGAAUACAGCUAUCUCAAAGAUGACAUCCGUUCUAGAGGAUCAGUUCUCUCGUAUGGACACCGCAAACCACCUUCUUCUUAUAAAAGACUUUGUUACUCUUGUUGCUGACACUCUCAUGCACCAUGGGUAUGGGUUAACACCUUUGCUUGAGGUUCUUGAUAACAACAGAGACAAGUACCAUGAACUUCUCCUCAGUGAAUGCCGCAAGCAAAUAGGAGACACCCUUGCAAGUGAUACCUUUGAACAGAUGGUGAUCAAGAAAGAGUAUGAGUACAAUAUGAAUGUAGUGUCAUUCCAUCUUCAGUCCUCAGAUACACUGCCAGAUUUUCCAUAUAUUGCGCCAUUCUCUUCCUCUGUUCCAGACAUAUGUCGCGUAGUGCGUUCCUUCAUUGAGGACUCUGUCAACUAUUUGUCAUAUGGAGGUCCUGUCAACUUUGAUGAUGUUCUAAAGAAGUAUCUCAACAAGCUUAUGAUUGAUGAUCUGAACAAGGCUCUACUAAAGGUGAUCCAUACAGGUAAUUUAGAUGUAUCACAGGCGAUGCAAAUUGCUGCCAACAUAGCUGUUUUGGAAUGCACUUGUGAUCUUUUCCUAUGUCAGACUGCCCAGCUUUGCUCGGUCCCUUUACACUUAGUUGAAAGGCCUCAUGUUGGAUUGACUGCCAAGGCUGUUUUCAAGGCAUCACAGAAUGCUGCUUAUGAUGCAUUGCUGAAUGUGGUUGAUUCUAAGUUGGACGAGUACCUCGCUCUCAUGAACAACAUCGAAUGGACAGCCGACAAAGCCCCAGAACAUGCAAAUGAUUAUAUCCAAGAAACUGUUAUAUAUCUUGACUCCCUUAUCUCUACUGCUCAACAGAUUUUGCCUUUAGAUGGUAUCUACAAAGUCGGGGUUGGUGCUCUGAAUCAUAUUUCUGAUUCUAUUAUGGCAGCUCUUCUUAGCGAUAGGCUAAAAAGGUUCAACCUGAAUUCUGUCAUUGGCAUUGACAAUGAUUUGAAAAUGUUGGAAUCAUUUGCAGAUGAAAGAUUUCAAAGCACAGGUCUCAGCGAUCUAAGGAAAGAUUGCAGUUUCCGAGAUUGUUUAAUAGAAUCCAGGCAGUUGGUGAACCUUGUACUAAGCAAUCAGCCUGAGAAUUUCAAGAAUCCUGUAAUGAGGGAGAAAAGUUAUGGUGCUUUGGACUACAAAAAAGUUGCGAUUAUCUCUGAAAAAUUCAAGGAUUCAUCAGAAAAGUUAUUUGGGAGCCUUUCUAACUGGAGCACAGAGCCAAAAUCCCGGAAGAAGUCAAUGGACAUGUUGAAAAGAAAGCUGAAAGAGUUCAGCUGAAUUAACCAUUCAGGUCAGUUAUCAUGGAAUUCCCUCGAUCUUGUCGUGGCAUGGUAGAGCUUUCAAGUGACAAAUAGAAAAGUUAGAUUACAUGAUAGCAGAUGCAACCAGCAGCAUCUCCCAAUGUUGACCUCCCAUUGUUAUGGUGACCAGUAAAUUACUGAAGAACAGAGAACAAUGAGAACAAGGUCAGUCUGUCACUGUUGCAGAAAACAAGAACAGUCAGAUCAAUUCAACUUUCCAGGAUCAAAUUUCAGCUAACAAGCUAGAAAUAGAACCCACAUCUCUAACCAUGGUGACGAUGAGGAAAUAUCAUCAUUGAAUAUUGGAGUUUCCAUGUUAACAUACUAUGGGAAUUAACAUGAUUGACAAUCAGGGAUUGAUGAUGCGGGUCACUAAGGCCAGCAAACUAAUGGCAGUGGUAAAGGUAAGUUUAACGACAAGUGGCUAAUAGCAUGAGCAAUAUCCAUUAGUAAUUGAUAAUUAAAUUUAGAAAGUUAUAGAUGCUUGCGAUUGAUGUAGAUGAAUGAGAAGGGUUCAUGAUCAUGCCUCGCCACCUUUGAUGUUAUUCCAUCGCAAGCUUUGCAGCCAAGGUGCUAGGUGCAUGUUCAUGAUCCUUUUUGGCAAUAUCUUUUUUUUUUUAAAACUUUUGGUGCUUAGCUUGUACUGGGUGUGCAAUAGACUUGUAGUUCCAUUUUGUCUGGUUGGCAGUGGAUUUUGUUGUGUUUCUGUUUUAUAAAACGCUCAAGUGUUCUAGGCUGAGUGACAUUGUGUAGAGGGAAACCAUCAAAAUAACCUUGAUUUCAUGUGCCAUGAGCUGUUUUUGAUA
Messenger RNA from Musa acuminata subsp. malaccensis (wild Malaysian banana), 3429 nucleotides. Its product is annotated as exocyst complex component SEC15A-like. Gene Ontology annotation, biological process: intracellular protein transport; Golgi to plasma membrane transport; exocytosis. The record is from RefSeq and is a predicted model, not a curated record. Lineage: Eukaryota; Viridiplantae; Streptophyta; Magnoliopsida; Zingiberales; Musaceae. Gene Ontology annotation, cellular component: exocyst; membrane.